Aureobasidium vineae is the source of this 1521-nucleotide messenger RNA. The record is from the annotation of a GenBank genome assembly. NCBI's taxonomy places the organism in Eukaryota, Fungi, Ascomycota, Dothideomycetes, Dothideales, Saccotheciaceae.
AUGUUGAGGCAAGCCUACCUAGUGUACAUUGGUAAGCUUACGACAGCGACAGACUGGGCAGGCGCGGCGGCGAGGAAGCUUCGCGAAUCGCAUGUGAAAGCGCCGUCACCUCCGUCUUUUCUCUCCCUGCAACAAAACACAGCAGGAGCCAGCCCUGUCCACAGCCACCAUUGCGUUCCUCCUGAAGGUACAAUCAAGAGUCAGGCAGAUGCAUUCGGCCUUGACGUACGAGCCGGUCGCCCGGUAGGUACUGAGGCGCCAUCAAGGNUCACCAAGGCACGUGCUGCCACCCUCCAACUGCCCCAUGGCCCUGUCCCCCUGCCCAUCUUCAUGCCCGUCGCAACACAGGCCUCACUCAAGGGCCUGACUCCCCACCAACUAGAAGAGACCAGUUGCCGCUUGUGCCUGAACAACACCUACCACCUCCUGGCCNAAGCUACCCUCGAUGCUAUCGGCGGUGCCCACAAACUGCAGUCAUGGCCUCACAACAUCCUCACAGACAGCGGAGGCUUCCAGAUGGUCUCGCUGCUCGAACUGGCCACCGUCACCGAAGAAGGCGUCCGCUUCCUGAGCCCUCACGAUCGCUCUCCCAUGCUGCUGACCCCUGAACACUCCAUCUCGCUACAGAACAGCAUCGGUUCAGAUAUCAUCAUGCAGCUCGACGAUGUCAUUGCCACCACUUCACCCGACCACGCACGCAUCGACGAAGCCAUGCACCGCAGCAUCCGCUGGCUGGACCGCUGUAUCGCCGCCCACAAGAAGCCAGAAUCUCAGAACUUGUUUUGUAUCAUCCAGGGAGGCUUGGACGUGGAGUUGAGGAAGCAAUGCUGUAGACAGAUGGUGCAACGAGAUACCCCGGGCAUUGCCAUAGGCGGACUCUCGGGCGGGGAGGCCAAAGAGGAGUACUGCAAGGUCGUCAGCACGUGUACGGAUCUGCUGCCAGACAACAAACCUCGCUAUGUCAUGGGUGUGGGAUAUCCGGAAGAUUUGGUUGUCAGCGUUGCUCUGGGUGCAGACAUGUUUGACUGUGUAUGGCCCACACGCACAGCAGUGAGUCUGCCUCUGUUCCUUCUCUCUCUCUCUCUCUCUCUCUCUCUCUCGCUCUGCAUCUCAAUAGCUGAUCACUCCCUCUCGCGAAACAGCNGCUUCGGCAACGCCAUCACCUCCACCGGCGUCCUGAACCUGCGCCACGCCUCCUACGCCGACGAUUUCUCUGCAGUCGACNCCCACUGCACCUGCACAAUCUGCCGUCCUACCUCCUCAGGUGGCUUAGGUUUGACCCGCGCCUACAUCCAUCACGUCGCCGCCAAGGAAACUGCCGGUGCACAUCUGUUAAGUAUACACAAUGUGCACUAUUUGCUUGACCUGAUGCGUCGCAUUCGAGAAGCCAUUAUUGCAGACACCUACCCUGCGUUUNUGCGACAAUACUUUAGAACGUUGUAUAAGGGCGACAAGGAAAAGUAUCCUGCGUGGGUUAUCGAGGCAUUGAGGGGUGUGGGUGUGGAUUUGAUGCAAAAUUAA